This is a messenger RNA of Suncus etruscus (white-toothed pygmy shrew), 699 nucleotides long. It is a transcript of the gene RSPO4, whose product is annotated as R-spondin 4. The record is from RefSeq and is a predicted model, not a curated record. NCBI's taxonomy places the organism in Eukaryota, Metazoa, Chordata, Mammalia, Eulipotyphla, Soricidae. Bases 1 to 699 code for a protein of 232 amino acids. The transcript is spliced from 5 exons.
AUGCGGGCGCCACUUUGCCUGUUGCUGCUGGUCGCCCACGUUGUGGACACGCUGCCCCUGAACCGAAGGAAGAAGCAAGUGGGCACUGGUCUGGGAAGCAACUGCACUGGCUGUGUCAUCUGUUCGGAAGAGAACGGCUGCUCCACCUGUCAGCAGAGGCUGUUCCUGUUCAUCCAUCGGGAAGGCAUCCGCCAGUAUGGCAAGUGUGUUCAUGACUGUCCCCUGGGCUACUUUGGCGUCCGAGGCCAGGAGGUCAACAGGUGCAAAAAAUGUGGAGCCACCUGUGACAGCUGCUUCAGCCAGGACUUCUGCAUCCAGUGCAAGAGGAGGUUUUACCUGUACAAAGGGAAGUGUCUUCCCACCUGCCCACCAGGCACCACAGCCCAGCAGAGCACACGGGAGUGCCAGGAGGAGUGUGAGCCAGGACCCUGGGGCGGCUGGAGCCGCUGCAUGCACAGCCGGAAGAUGUGCGGCUCAUCCUGGGGCCUGGAGACCCGUGUGCGAGGGGCUAGCCGUGCUGGGCCAGAGGAAGCAGCCAUCUGCCAUGUGCUGUCUGAAUCCAGGAAAUGCCCUAUCCAGAGGCCCUGCUUAGGAGAGCGAAGCUCCAGCCAGAAGAAGGGCCACAGGGAGCGGCGCCCACGCAAGGACAGAAAGCUUGACCGCAAGCUGGACAUGCGGCCCCACCGGUCCCAGGCCUAG